AUGAAAGAGAAGUCCAAAAAUGCUGCCCGGACUAGGAGGGAGAAGGAAAACAGCGAAUUUUAUGAACUGGCUAAAUUACUGCCUUUGCCCUCGGCUAUCACCUCGCAGCUGGACAAAGCAUCCAUAAUCAGACUCACGACCAGCUAUCUCAAAAUGAGAGUAGUGUUCCCGGAAGGGCUCGGCGAGGCGUGGGGUCACUCGAGUCGGACCAGCCCCCUGGACAACGUUGGCCGCGAACUGGGCUCCCAUCUGCUCCAGACCUUGGAUGGCUUCAUCUUUGUGGUGGCACCAGAUGGGAAGAUCAUGUACAUCUCGGAGACAGCCUCCGUCCACCUGGGUCUUUCUCAGGUAGAGCUGACGGGGAACAGCAUUUACGAAUACAUCCACCCGGCCGAUCAUGACGAGAUGACGGCCGUGCUCACGGCGCAUCAGCCCUAUCACUCUCACUUCGUCCAGGAGUACGAGAUCGAGCGCUCCUUCUUCCUGAGGAUGAAGUGCGUCUUGGCCAAGAGGAAUGCGGGCCUCACCUGCGGCGGCUACAAGGUCAUUCACUGCAGCGGCUACCUGAAGAUCCGCCAGUACAGUUUGGACAUGUCCCCUUUCGACGGCUGCUACCAGAACGUGGGCCUGGUGGCCGUGGGCCACUCGCUGCCCCCCAGCGCCGUCACGGAGAUCAAGCUGCACAGCAACAUGUUCAUGUUCCGCGCCAGCCUGGACAUGAAGCUCAUCUUCCUGGACUCCAGAGUGGCUGAGCUGACGGGGUACGAACCUCAGGACCUGAUUGAGAAGACUCUGUACCACCACGUGCACGGCUGCGACACCUUCCACCUGCGCUGCGCUCACCACCUGCUGCUGGUGAAGGGGCAGGUGACCACCAAGUACUACAGGUUCCUGGCGAAGCACGGCGGCUGGGUAUGGGUGCAGAGCUACGCGACCAUCGUGCACAACAGCCGCUCGUCCAGGCCACACUGUAUCGUCAGCGUCAACUACGUUCUCACGGACACGGAAUACAAAGGGCUGCAACUCUCUCUGGAUCAGAUCUCAGCCUCCAAACCAGCCUUCUCCUAUGCCAGCAGCUCCACUCCUACCAUGACUGACAGCAGGAAGGGGGCCAAGCCUAGGCUCUCCAGCUCAAAGUCAAAAUCCAGGACUUCCCCAUACCCGCAGUAUUCGGGAUUUCACACGGAAAGAUCGGAAUCUGAUCACGACAGCCAGUGGGGCGGAAGCCCCCUGACGGACGCCGCCUCCCCGCAGCUCCUGGACCCCGCGGACAGGCCGGGCUCCCAGCACGACGCCGCGUGCGCCUACAGGCAGUUCUCCGAGCGCAGCUCUCUCUGCUACGGCUUCGCGCUCGACCAUUCCAGGCUGGUGGAGGAGAGGCAUUUCCACACGCAGGCCUGCGAGGGGGGCCGCUGUGAGGCCGGCAGGUACUUCCUGGGAACGCCGCAGGCCGGGAGGGAGCCCUGGUGGGGCUCUCGCGCAGCCUUGCCCCUGACCAAGGCCUCCCCAGAAAGCAGAGAAGCCUACGAAAACAGCAUGCCUCACAUCGCUUCGGUCCACAGGCUCCACGGGCGAGGUCAUUGGGAUGAAGAUAGUGUGGUCAGUUCUCCAGACCCGGGGUCUGCCAGCGAAUCAGGUGACCGAUACCGCACUGAGCAGUAUCAAAGUAGCCCGCAUGAACCUAGCAAAAUUGAAACUCUGAUCAGAGCCACCCAGCAAAUGAUUAAAGAAGAAGAGAACAGAUUGCAGCUAAGGAAAGCCCACCCAGACCAAUUGGCUUCCAUUAAUGGAGCUGGGAAAAAACACUCCCUCUGUUUUGCAAACUACCAACAGCCCCCACCGACAGGCGAAGUCUGCCACGGCUCUGCUCUUGCCAACACUUCACCAUGUGACCACAUCCAGCAGAGAGAGGGAAAGAUGCUGAGCCCCCAUGAAAAUGACUAUGACAACAGUCCCACCGCACUGUCUCGGAUAAGUAGUCCCAAUUCGGAUCGCAUUUCAAAAUCCAGUUUGAUCCUAGCUAAAGACUAUCUACAUUCGGAUAUGUCUCCUCAUCAGACAGCAGGAGACCAUCCUGCCGUCUCUCCAAACUGCUUUGGCUCUCACCGGCAGUAUUUUGAUAAGCAUGCUUACACAUUAACUGGAUAUGCCCUGGAGCACUUAUAUGACAGUGAAACCAUUAGAAACUAUUCCUUGGGCUGUAAUGGCUCACACUUUGAUGUAACUUCCCAUCUAAGGAUGCAGCCAGACCCAGCGCAAGGACACAAGGGAACAUCUGUUAUAAUAACCAAUGGAAGCUGA
Molecule: messenger RNA, 2301 nt
Organism: Diceros bicornis minor
Lineage: Eukaryota; Metazoa; Chordata; Mammalia; Perissodactyla; Rhinocerotidae
Gene: SIM1
Product: SIM bHLH transcription factor 1
Exons: 11
Coding region: 1-2301 (766 amino acids)
Biological process (GO): regulation of transcription by RNA polymerase II
Molecular function (GO): DNA-binding transcription factor activity, RNA polymerase II-specific; protein dimerization activity; RNA polymerase II transcription regulatory region sequence-specific DNA binding
Source: RefSeq, a predicted model, not a curated record